This is a messenger RNA of Cornus florida, 834 nucleotides long. Its product is annotated as probable 2-oxoglutarate-dependent dioxygenase AOP1.2. Bases 1 to 834 code for a protein of 277 amino acids. NCBI's taxonomy places the organism in Eukaryota, Viridiplantae, Streptophyta, Magnoliopsida, Cornales, Cornaceae. Gene Ontology annotation, molecular function: dioxygenase activity. The transcript is spliced from 3 exons. The record is from RefSeq and is a predicted model, not a curated record.
AUGGGUUCCCUUACACAGCAGCCUAAGCUUCCUGUUAUACACUUCUGUGAGGAAAACUUGAAGCCUGGUACAAAUUCUUGGCUAUCAACACGAAACAAAACCGUGCAAGCUCUUGAAGAGUACGGUUGUUUCGUAGCAGUGUAUGAUGGAGUUUCUUUGGAGCUUCACAAUGCAAUUUUUCGCGCAUCAAAAGCGUUAUAUGAUCUCGACGCAGAAACCAAAGCACAGAUCAGUUCUGAUACACCUAGUCAUGGCUAUGUUGGACAAGAGCCUUUAGUUCCUCUCUAUGAAAGCUUGGGCAUCGAAAACGCAAAAACUCUACAAGGGGUUCAGAAAUUCACUAAUCUCAUGUGGCCCUCCGGAAAUGAUUUUUUCUGUGAAACUGCACUUUCCUUCACAAAGGAAGUAUCGGAAUUAGAUCAAACUGUGAUGAAAAUGAUAUCAGAGAGUUAUGGUAUCCAGAAGUACUACGAGUCUCUCCUUGGGUCCACCACUUACCUGUUUAAACUUAUGAAAUACAGAGAACCAAAAGUGAAUGAGACUAAUAUUGGUAUCAUCCCCCACACGGACAAGAGCUUCAUGUCCAUUCUUCAUCAGCAUCAAGUUGAGGGUUUGGAGAUUAAAACAAAGGGCGACCUAUGGAUUCCAAUUGACCCUUCUCCUUCAUCUUUCAUUGUCAUGGCAGGAGACAUAUGCAUGAUACCAGAAGAGCUCGUCGAUGACACACAUCCUUUACGGUAUAAGUCAUUUCAUCACUACAAAUUUCUGGACUUCUUUCAUUCGGAUGAGGGCAGGAAAUCCAACUUCCCAAUCAAAGAUUAUUGUGGUGUUUGA